Messenger RNA from Punica granatum (pomegranate), 1006 nucleotides. The record is from RefSeq and is a predicted model, not a curated record. NCBI's taxonomy places the organism in Eukaryota, Viridiplantae, Streptophyta, Magnoliopsida, Myrtales, Lythraceae.
AGCAACGCAGCUACCAAACAGAGCAACAAAAGAAAAGGUUGCUCUGUCCCUGCUCUGCUCAAACAACCAUGGCAGAGCUCGAGAACCCGAAUGUGAUGCCGAAGCUCAUAGCCUUCCUAUCUUCUCUGCUUGAGCGGGUCGCUACAUCGAAUGAUCUCAAUCAACAGCAGCAGAAGAUCUCGGUCUUCCAUGGCCUGACCCGACCCACGAUCUCGAUCCAGAACUACUUGGAGAGGAUCUUCAAAUACGCGAAUUGCAGCCCCUGUUGCUUCAUAGUAGCCUACGUCUACUUGGACCGGUUCGUCCAGAGGCAGCCUUCUUUGCCGAUCAAUUCCUUCAACGUUCACCGGCUCCUCAUCACCAGCGUAAUGGCAGCCGCUAAAUUCAUGGAUGACAUGUACUACAACAAUGCGUAUUACGCGAAGGUUGGGGGAAUAAGCAUGGCGGAGAUGAACUUCCUCGAGUUGGACUUCUUGUUCGGGUUAGGAUUCCACCUGAACGUGACCCCGACCACGUUCAACACGUACUGCACGUACCUCCAGAAAGAGAUGCUGCUGCUAAGCUCUCCUCUGCCAGCUUCUUCAUCCUCUUCAUCCUCUUCCUCAUCAGAGAUCGGAAGGCCGAUAAAAACGGCGGUCCACAUCCGGCUCAACGGCGAGGUGGACGAUGCUUCCCAUCACAAGAAUAAGCAGCAACUAGCAGCUGUAUGAGGAGAUAGUCCGUCUCUCUGCCCCUCUUCUCCGUUUCUCUUUGAUUUCAUGUAGUUAAUGUUGCCUUUUUAGUUAGAUUCAGUGACAGAGGCUCUCUGCCCCUAAUUUUUCUCUCUUUCCUUCGUUCUCUUUAAUUGGUCUGUACAGAAUGGGAAUUUCCUUUUCUCUUUUUUUGGAUUUAAUUUAAUUUACCCUCUGGCAUUGGGCAAAAUUGAGUUGCUUGCUUAAGGAGAUGCCUUCGAUUUCCCAUUUUUUUUUUCUUCUUCUUCUUGUUUUUUUUUUUUUUGGGCAUGGAA